GUACGGCCAUAGAUAAGUAUAAAACAUCUGGCUCUGUAGCCAAAUCUAGUUAGUCGCUCUACGAAAGCCCUAAAUAAAUCACAAUUCUUCAAAAUGAAAUUCGCUGCAGUAAUUUGCCUGCUCUUCGCACUGUUCGGCGUGUCCCUGGCUCUCAAGGAUUCCAUUUGUGGUCUGCCACCUGCAGCCGAUGGCAACGGUUUGAUCAAGUGCGCCGCUUUCAUGCCUAGCUGGAGCUACUAUCCUGAAGAAAAUGCAUGCAAGAAAUUCAUUUACGGCGGAUGCGGAGGCAAUGAAAAUCGUUUCGGAACCGAGGAGCUCUGCGCAUCCAAGUGCGUGGAGUAAAAUUGCAAAAUGAAAACUUGACCUGCGUCUUAAUAAAUAAAUUCGUUGAAUGAAAUUUAAAAAGCCCACGUUGUUUGACCUUCAAAGGUGUUCAAUGAGAUCAUGAUUGUUCCAUGCUUUACUUAUGCUGUGAAAUAUAGAGGAAUUUGGGAGCACACGCUUUCGAGUCUUUAAAAAAUGGCACAGUAUCCUUUCACUAUCCCUCAAAAGCUAAGCUCCUGUGUAUAACUUAUUUGAAUCAAAAUCCGCUCUCAACUAUUUUAAAAGAAUAGAUAGAAAGAU
Molecule: messenger RNA, 624 nt
Organism: Drosophila novamexicana
Lineage: Eukaryota; Metazoa; Arthropoda; Insecta; Diptera; Drosophilidae
Product: male accessory gland serine protease inhibitor-like
Exons: 2
Coding region: 94-342 (82 amino acids)
Molecular function (GO): serine-type endopeptidase inhibitor activity
Source: RefSeq, a predicted model, not a curated record